GUCCUCGGUGGGAAGCGGACGGCGGCAGCGGCGGAUCCCGGCGGAGGUGCGGGGCCGCCCCCCGGGGCCGCCCGAGGGCUCCGCGCCGCUUCGCAGCGCCUGGGCCAAGCGGCUGGCACGGCGGCUGCGAGGUCUGUGGGGCACAAGGCUGAUGGAGGAAAGCAACACCAGCAGAGAGCGGUACCUGCGAAGUGUUUUGCGGGAGCUGAUUACGUACGUGAUCUUCCUCGUGGUGCUGUGUGUCUUGACAUAUGGGACAGUGAGUUCCAGCAUGUAUUAUUACACAAGGGUUAUGUCGCAGCUCUUCCUGGAAACACCUGUAUCCAAAAUGGAGAAAACGGACUUCAAAACAUUGUCCACAAUGGACGACUUCUGGAAGUUCACAGAAGGCCCUCUGCUGGAUGGUCUCUAUUGGGAUAUGUGGUACAACAAUAAAACCAUAGCAGAAAACAAAAGCUUCAUUUAUUAUGAGAACCUGCUUUUAGGGGUGCCCCGCAUUCGGCAGCUGAAAGUGAGGAAUGGUUCAUGCUCGAUUCCUGAAGAUUUAAAAGAUGAAAUCAAAGACUGCUAUGAUGUCUAUUCUGUGGCCAAUGAAGAUACUGCUCCUUUUGGGCUUCGAAAUGGAACAGCUUGGACAUACACCAAUGAGAAGGACCUGAACGGGAGUAGCCACUGGGGCUUGCUGGCCACGUACAGUGGGGCUGGUUAUUACCAAGACCUCUCAAGGACAAGGGAAGUGACAGCUGUGCAGAUUGCCAGCCUUAAGAAGAACCUGUGGUUGGACAGAGGGACAAGAGCAGCUUUCAUUGAUUUCUCUGUCUACAAUGCAAACAUCAACCUAUUCUGCGUUGUGAGGUUGUUAGUGGAAUUUCCAGCGACUGGAGGCCUUCUUACAUCCUGGCAGUUUCAGCCAGUGAAACUGAUUCACUACAUCUCCACUUUGGAUUUCUUCCUGGCAGCCUGUGAAAUGGUGUUUUGUCUUUUUGUUCUGUAUUAUAUGGUGGAAGAGAUCUUAGAAAUUCACAUUCACAGACUGCACUACUUCAGAAGUCUCUGGAACUGUCUGGAUAUCCUUAUCAUCAUGCUCUCUGUGGCAGCGAUAGGAAUUAGCAUCUACAGGACAUCAACUGUUGAUAUGCUCCUGAAGAAGCUGCUAGAAGAUCAGAACACAUUCCCCAAUUUUGAACCCUUGGCAUAUUGGCAAAUACAAUUCAACAACAUUGCUGCAGUCACUGUGUUUUUUGUCUGGAUAAAGCUCUUCAAAUUUGUUAACUUCAACAGAACGAUGAGUCAGUUGUCCACAACCAUGUCUCGCUGUGUCAAAGAUGUCGUUGGCUUUGCAAUUAUGUUUUUUAUUAUUUUCUUUGCAUAUGCUCAGUUGGCCUAUCUUGUCUUUGGUGCUCAGAUUGAUGACUUCAGCACUUUCCAGGACUGCAUAUUUACUCAGUUCCGCAUCAUUUUGGGAGACUUCAACUUCACAGAGGUUGAAGAAGCUAAUCGCAUUUUGGGACCAAUUUAUUUCACUACAUUUGUGUUCUUUAUGUUCUUCAUCCUUUUGAACAUGUUUUUGGCCAUUAUCAAUGAUACAUACUCUGAAGUCAAAUCGGAUAUGGCACAACAGAAGGCAGAAAUGGAACUGUCUGACCUUAUCAGAAAGGGCUGUAACAAAGCCAUGGUCAAACUUAAAUUGAAGAAAACCACUGUUGAUGACAUUUCAGAAAGCUUGAGACAAGGUGGGGGAAAACUAAAUUUUGAUGAACUCCGGCAAGAUCUAAAAGGGAAGGGCCACACCGAUGCAGAGAUUGAGGCAAUAUUUACCAAAUACGAUCAGGAUGGGGACCAGGAACUGACAGAGCAUGAACACCAGCAGAUGAGAGAUGACCUGGAAAAAGAGAGGGAGGAUCUGGACCUGGACAGGAGCUCUCUGCCACGUCCUCUGAGCAGCCGCAGCUUUCCCCGGAGCUUGGAUGACUCUGAGGAAGAUGAAGAUGAAGACAGCGGGCACAGCUCAAGGAGGAGGGGCAGCAGCUCUAGUGGAGUGUCCUAUGAAGAGUUCCAAGUACUCAUGAGGCGGGUGGAUCGCAUGGAGCAUUCCAUUGGCAGCAUCGUCUCCAAGAUUGAUGCAGUGAUUGUGAAGCUGGAAGCGAUGGAGAGAGCCAAACUGAAAAGGAGAGAUGUGUUGGGAAGGCUGUUGGAUGGAGUGACAGAGGAUGAAAGGCUGGGCCGUGACAGUGAGAUCCACAGGGAGCAGAUGGAGCGGCUGGUACGGGAGGAACUGGAGAGGUGGGAGUCAGAUGACACGGCAUCGCAGAUGAGCCAUCGUCUGGGAACACCACUGGGACUGAAUGGGCAGCCGCGGUCGAGGAGCUCCCGGCCGUCCUCCUCACAGUCAGAUGCUGACACUUUUCAAGAGACAAAGCAGCAUCUCUUUUUUAAGUGAUUGGAUCCUUACUCUGCAAAUAGUCCAGGACAUUGGAUACAAUCACUGUGCAGUAUCCUGUGGAUGACUGCAUCUCAAUGGUUACUAAGUAAGUGCCCAACAGUUCUAUACAGUCAUUUUUUACUACGAAUACUUGUUAGCUGUUGCAAAUUAUCUCCUCCAUUUCUAUUAAUAGAGCUAAAUUGAGCUAAGGUAAAAAUAAGAAGAGGAGUUGUUCUGUACAAAUAGCAGUAAUUGGAAUUGCAAUUGCUGUGUAGGUCAAAGUAAUAGUGAUGCAUUUUUACUUUUACAGAAUACUUCCCUCCAGUGAACUCCUUCAUACAUGUGACUGUGAUGCAUGGCAAAGUGCUACUGGGUGUUAGAUUGGAUAGUAACUUAGAGAAGAAUUGGGCAGACGUUCUGUAAUGCCCACAUAUAUACUCAUGCCUGGAAUACAAACAUAAUUAUGCAUUAGGAUCUCAUUUCACUAACAAAGUAUACUAUACAUGUAACAACAAUGAUUCUCAUGGAACAGAGUCUUUUGAAUCCUAAAAUACUUUUUUUAACAUUAUAGUAACAAAUUUUAAAAUCUUAUUAGAGGAACUGGUAAAACCAAUUGUAACAGGUAAGCUUCAAAAAUAAGUUUAUUUUUCCAGUACUGCUGAAUCCAUUGGUACUGGAUUCUCCCAGUCUGUUCAGUCUCUUGCUACAUUUCAGAGCUUCUCCAUGCCUCAUAUUCAAUGUCACUCUUGCAAUUUAGGAAACGUGUAUUUAUUUGCAGCUCCCUUACUUUUAGAUGUCUGUCACAGUGCUACACUGCCAUAUUAUGUUCUAAUUCAGUUCUGAUUUCCCCUGUAAUCUUCUAUGGAAUACCCUGGAAAGAAGGAAUUGCAGCUGCUUUCUCAGCCCAAUACUUUGUUGGCAGAGAAUCACAAAAAAGUUGGGAUAUUAUUCAUCAGGGUGGAUUUAAGCUUCCUUUUUCCUGAGUUCUCUCUUCAGCAGGGUUGUGUAUCCAACAGCUUACCUGAGGAUAGGUCUUACUUCGCCAGUGACCAACUAUAUUAUUAAGCACCCUAAUCGAAAUAUUCACUGUGGCUUUUGAUGUUGCUGGCCUGCAGCUUGGUAAGGGUAAUGGCUGUGGUGCUGCAAAGUACCUUAGGUAUGCUUUUAAAUUACGUUUGCCACUUCUCCACUUCUGUGCAUCAAUGAGUUGCUGGCAACGGCAGGUUGGCUUAACACUGACUUCUGUGGGUUCACCUUAUUUCAGGAGCUCUGUACCACCUCCUGCCAACCAGCCCUAAGUCCUCGUGUAUCAGAAGUGCCACAGUCAGCCCAAUCUGAUCAUAGCCAUAGCCAUCCAUACAGACCUCCCAGUGUCUCCUGCCCUGUGAAAGCACUGAGUUGCCUAUUUGCCUUCUCAUUUUGCAACAGCAUAGCCCCAUGAUGAGAUGAAGCCUACAGUACAUCAUUCUGCUAAAGACGGUUUGGGUCAGGUCAGGCAAUGUGUAGGCUGGACUUUAUCACCUUCUGCUCCUGGAAUAUUUCAGCUCAGUCAUCUGCAUGUAUGUCAGAAAAGAAGUGCAUGUGAUUCCCUACGUAAACAAAACAGAGACCUGUAUUCUCACUGCUUGUAACUUCUUACACCUUUAUUUUCUCAGCGUCCCCUAGGGAACGUAUGUUUUGAGUGGGAGACAUGCUGACUGCUGGACUUGAUGAUCUUGGAGGUCCUGUCCAACUUUAACAGUUCUCUGAGUGGGCACAGUGUUGAUGCUUGGUUUAGAUGACCUUAGAGGUCAUUUCCAAACUCAGUGAUUCUGCUGUUCCAUGCUGCUGUGUGGAACGAGACUGUAAAAAGGCACUGUUCUGCCCAUUGCACUGCAAGCUUUAUUUGCACACACUGCAAGUUAAACAAGGAAUGUGAUUGCUUUAUAAAUGCAACAUCCUGUCAUUCCACAGACUUAGUUGCUAACUGCAAUGAACAGUGCACUUCUAUUUCUUCACUUAAAAAAAGAUAUACAUAUUUAUUUUUAUGUUUUUCAAGGAAAACUACCUAUAGAUACAAUGGAAAAAUACACUCAAAUUUUUUUUUUUUUUAUGUAAAAUUUGGCUCAGUAUUAUCUUGCCUGUAAUAAAAAUAUUUAUGAGAGGCAGACAGACAGACAGACACACACACACACACACACACACACACACAUCCAUAACAUCUAGUGCAUGCCUAAAUCCCCAAAAGAUCUGUUCUUCAGUGGUACUAAAAGGAGUUGCAGCAAGGGCCUAAAGCACCUGAAGUCCUAGCUUAAAGCCUCAGAUCCACCCUCUUUGACCUGAUAAUUUUCCAAUGGAAAAUACUCUUCUGCCUUCACUUGGGCUGAAUGCUAUACGAAAUAUUUAAAUUGAUUUUCUGUCAAAGCAAAUCAAUCUGUCUGACUGCUCAGCAAUAAAAAAAUAUUUGUUAACAUGGAACAAAUCAAUUAGCCUACGCAGUGUAAUACAUCAGUUCAAGGAUCUCCUUGUUUCUUACAAUUUUUUAAUAAAAGCAUUUUGUUAGUCUUCUGCCCAAAACAGACAAGUGAAUGCUCUCCUACAGCACAUUCAGAAGGUCAUCGGAUAGAGGUUCAGUGAAGAGCAAUUCCCCCUCAAAAAAAAAAAAAAAAAAAAAA
Molecule: messenger RNA, 5076 nt
Organism: Numida meleagris (helmeted guineafowl)
Lineage: Eukaryota; Metazoa; Chordata; Aves; Galliformes; Numididae
Gene: PKD2
Product: polycystin 2, transient receptor potential cation channel
Exons: 17
Coding region: 152-2440 (762 amino acids)
Biological process (GO): detection of mechanical stimulus; potassium ion transmembrane transport; release of sequestered calcium ion into cytosol
Cellular component (GO): membrane
Molecular function (GO): muscle alpha-actinin binding; potassium channel activity; voltage-gated sodium channel activity
Source: RefSeq, a predicted model, not a curated record